This is a messenger RNA of Mytilinidion resinicola, 1602 nucleotides long. RefSeq lists its product as uncharacterized. The record is from RefSeq and is a predicted model, not a curated record. The transcript is spliced from 2 exons. Lineage: Eukaryota; Fungi; Ascomycota; Dothideomycetes; Mytilinidiales; Mytilinidiaceae. Gene Ontology annotation, biological process: secondary metabolite biosynthetic process. Bases 1 to 1602 code for a protein of 533 amino acids. Gene Ontology annotation, molecular function: acyltransferase activity, transferring groups other than amino-acyl groups.
AUGCCUGCGAAAACUCUCAACCUGAAAACAAUAUCUCAAGCCCGUCUCCAACCCUCUCAACCAUCCUCUCAAUCAUCUACCCAACCCCUAUCAACUAUCGAUUCAUCAGUCCUCCAUUUCGCCCCCACAGGCGCAAUCUGGAUCUACGACCCACCUACGCAAACCCCCUACUCUCCGUCACAUCUCCUUGACAGCCUUCGUAAAACACUCUCAUACUAUCCCCAAUGGUGCGGCCAGCUCUCCUGGACCCCCUUCAACCCCUCCCUCGGACACGCCAACCGCUGCCAGCGCGUCCAGCUAACAUGGGGCUCUGCAAACGACCCUGGCGUUGAAGUUAUAGUCGCGCACUCUCCUUUGAAAAUCUCUGAAAUAUUACUAAAUGCCGAGGAGAGGGCUAAGAAGUCAUGGGAGCCCGCGAGCUUCCCCUCCCACGAGCUGUUCCCAGACAUCAAGCUUGCGUUCGCAGAUGCUGCAACCUACGAAGGACUUCCAGGGAUGAUUGUCCAGUUGACAGCCUUUGAGUGUGGAGCUCUAGCCGUCGCGGUGAAGAUGGCACAUGUUCUGGGUGACGCGCAGACGUUGAUCACUUUCAUGAAGGAUUGGGCAAACAUAUAUAGGGACCCCCUCUUCACCCCUGAACCCCUCUUUUCCCCGUCCACCCUCUCCCACCGCGCCUCCGGCAACAUCGACGCUCCCACCCCCGACCCCUCCCUCCUCUCUCUCGCCAACACCGUCUCCAGAACCCGCUACGACUACUACGCCCCCACCCCCUCCGCGCCCUCCUGGGCUGCAAGCGCCAUGUCCCCUCCCCCCGACCUCUCCAGCACCCCCCUCGCACCCCCCGGCCGCCCACCGCCGUGGGAACUCUGGAACCAGCGCGCCGCCUCCAAAAAAGUAAUCCUACACUUCACCGUCCCCGAAAUCCUCGCCAUCCACGCCGCCGUUACUCCAACCCGCGAGACGAAAGUGAGCCAGCACACAGCACUAGUCUCGCACGUCUGGCUCUCCCUCCUCCACGCGCGCGCCGCCACCUCCCCGCCUCCCGCCACGGCAUCAGGCGCGGCGGUGCAGGGAAGGGAGCGGAAAGCGGAUGUGGCACACCUAACCCUCUCCCUCUCCCUCCGCACGCGCGUGGCCCCGCCCCUGCCCGCGCAAUUCCUAGGGUCGCCGAUCGUGCAUGCGGCGGCAGCGGUGCCGCUCCCCGGGACAUCCGGCGCUCCGGCGCUGUCGCUGAGCGAGACUGCUACUGAGGUCACGGCGGCGCUGGCGUCGUUUGAUAAGGAGAGGGUGGGAGCGCUGUUGCAUGAGGCGGCAUUUGUGGAUGCGCCGGGGAGGUACUGGGAUGCGUUUUUGGGGGAGCGGAAUGGGAUUGUGACGAGUUGGGUCAGGGCAGGGGUGUGGGAGGUAAGGUUUGGGGAGGGGGGAGCGAGGUAUGUGGAGCCGGUUAUGCCGGAGCUGGAUGGGGUGGUUGUUGUGGUGGAGGCGGGAGGGAACGAGAAUGGGGGGCAUUGGACGGAGAAUGGGGUUGAUGUUAUGGUGAGUGCGAGGGCGGAGGUGGUGGAUGAGUUGGUUAGAGAUGGGUACGUGAGGAAAUUUAGGUAG